Molecule: messenger RNA, 648 nt
Organism: Sordaria macrospora k-hell
Lineage: Eukaryota; Fungi; Ascomycota; Sordariomycetes; Sordariales; Sordariaceae
Source: RefSeq, a predicted model, not a curated record
AUGGUCGAGACCACCAUGUCCACUGCAUCGCGUCUCGAGGUGGAAAUCGCCAAACAGAAGAAAUCCCUCGUAGAGCACAUGCAACAGAUGAGCGAUCUUGCCAGGGACAAAAGGGCUGUUGCUAUGCACAAGCGUGCACUGGAGACAAGACGCAAAGAUAUCAACGCCAGGGAAAGCGCUCUUGAGGACAAGGAGAAAAUGGCAAAGGACUCCACAUCCGCACCAAAGACGAAGGGCGACAAAAAGACCAUGCCGAAUGCGAAGAACGAGUGGGAGAAGCACAUGAAGGAAAAGGCAGACUUGAAGCAACUAAAUGCGUCUUUGGAUGCACAGGUCAAAGCGAGCGAGGAGGAGCUUGCCAAGCAGAACCGCGAACUGGAAGUAAAGAUGACCGAACUUGCAAACGUCAAGACGGAGUUGGCCAAAGUAAGCCAGCAGCUUUUUCCUGAGACAGAGUUCUCCAACCUCUUGGUGGAGAAGAAGCAAGUCGAGACGGAGAAUCAGCAUCUCAAGCAGGAGAAGGAGCAGAUCCAGAAAGAAAAAGGGCAACUCGAGCGCGAAAACCAGCAGUCCGCAACAGGGAAAGAAGGCUUGAGCAAAGAGCUCCAACAGCUACGCCUUGAGAACGAGGAGAUCAGGGCUGCGUAG